AUGGUUGCUCACAGGUCACUGAAUAUGGAUAUGAAGAGGAGAUUGGAGGCAAACGAUAUAGCUGGCAUAAGACCCGCAAAAAGCAUUAGGUUGCUUGAAGUUCAAGCAGGUGGACCAGAAAAUUUAAGCUGUUUGUCAAAGGAUUGUCGAAACUUCAUUGAGCGAAAGAGGAGGCUACGACUUGGUGAUGGUGAUGCUGAGGCUAUACGUAAGUUGUUUGUGAGAAUGCAACGAAACGAUCCUGAGUUUUUCUAUUCAUUUGAUCUUGAUGAUGAUUCCAGGCUUUCAAAUGUUCUAUGGGUUCAUCCUCGUAGUCGAGCUGCUUACGAGGAAUUCAAUGAUGUUGUUAGUUUUGACACUACUUACCUUGUUAAUCGAUACAAGUUGCCAUUUGCCACCAUUAUUGGAGUAAAUCAUCAUGGGCAAUCUAUUUUAUUAGGAUGCGCCUUGAUCUCACAUGAAGAUGUAAACACUUUUAAGUGGUUGUUCAUGACGUGGCUUGAAGCAAUGGAAGAUGUUCAUCCUAAUUCUAUUCUUACAGAUCAAUGCGUGAGCAUGAGGAAAGCCAUUAGGGAGGUAAUGCCUAAUACUAGACACAGAUUUUGCUUGUGGCAUAUAUUAUGCAAGGUACCUGAGAAGUUUAAGGGUGUUACUGAUUAUGAUAGUGCAUGCCUUGAGUUUAAAGCUGUAAUAUAUGAUAGCUUAACCAUUGAGAUGUUUGAGAGAAAUUGGAAUGAGUUUGUGGUGAAGCAUGGGUUGGAAAGAAAUGAAUGGCUUUCCAAACUAUAUAUUGAUAGGGAGUAUUGGGUUCCAAUUUAUCUCAAUCAGACAUUUUGGGCUGGAAUGGUUUCGACUCAAAGGAGUGAGAGCAUGCAUGCCUAUUUUGAUGGGUAUGUUAACUCAAUGAGCACACUAAAGCAAUUUGUGGAGCAGUAUGAGAUUGCUAUGUGUGACAAGAAUGAAAAGGAGUUCUAUGCUGAUUUCAAAUCAAAAAACACAGUUGUAAAUUGCAUAUCUAUUUUUGAAUGGGAAUAA
Hevea brasiliensis (rubber tree) is the source of this 1035-nucleotide messenger RNA. Its product is annotated as protein FAR-RED IMPAIRED RESPONSE 1-like. The coding region runs from base 1 to 1035 and encodes 344 amino acids. Lineage: Eukaryota; Viridiplantae; Streptophyta; Magnoliopsida; Malpighiales; Euphorbiaceae. The transcript has a single exon. Gene Ontology annotation, biological process: regulation of DNA-templated transcription. The record is from RefSeq and is a predicted model, not a curated record.